Molecule: messenger RNA, 1128 nt
Organism: Eremothecium gossypii ATCC 10895
Lineage: Eukaryota; Fungi; Ascomycota; Saccharomycetes; Saccharomycetales; Saccharomycetaceae
Product: putative aminopeptidase
Exons: 1
Coding region: 1-1128 (375 amino acids)
Biological process (GO): proteolysis
Molecular function (GO): metalloexopeptidase activity
Source: RefSeq, marked provisional
AUGAAAUUGGCAUUGAUACUCACGGCUAUUGGCGCUGCCAGCGCCCUGCCCUUGGAAGGGCGGAGACGCUUGCAAUUCAAUGAGACAUACAUAGCGGAUGUGACUGAAGAAGAGAAGCUGGCCUAUGCUUUGAGCGGUAAGUCUUUCUUUGAUAUCACGGGGCUCAAGCAGACGCAACAACUACACGGUGUAUCUGGUCUUGCCAGGUCGUCGAGCGCAGCACCCGGCAGGCAGUACGAGUACCCAGCAAACCUGACUCACGUCAGCGAAGUGAACUCAAUUAUCGGCGGCAUUGACACGAAGUAUAUGUACGAUAAGCUUGACAAAUUCUCGAGUUUCUUUACCAGGUACUAUACGAGUCCGACUGGCGCGCAAUCCGCAAGAUGGCUCUUUGACACUCUGAAGACGGCCACAGCACCGAUCUCAGGCAAGGUCAUCCUCAGACAAUUCAAACAUGAUUGGGACCAGUUUUCUAUCAUUGUUAGUAUCCCUGGCAGCGCAAGACCUGAUAAGAUAGUCGCGUUUGGCGCACAUCAGGACUCCAUUGCAGGCCCAGAUCCGGCAACGACCCGUUCACCUGGCGCAGAUGACGACGGGAGCGGUGUUAUCACCAACCUGGAGGCCCUGAGAUUAUAUGCAAAGUAUAUCGCCGACACAGGAAAGUGGCCCGAAAAUACGAUUGAAUUUCACUUCUACAGCGCGGAGGAGGUUGGGUUACUCGGGUCCUUACAGAUUAUGACUGAGUAUCACGACGACCCUAAGAAAAACGUUGUCGCCUUCUUUCAGCAUGACAUGACAGGCUAUGUUAAGAAUGCGGCUGACGCACAUAUCGGUGUAAUUGUGGACUACACGGACCAUAACCUGACUACAUUCAUGGAGAAGCUUAUUGGCCAGUAUCUCACUAUUCCCGGACGGGUGACAAAGUGCGGGUACGCCUGCAGUGACCACGCAAGUGCCACAAAACAGGGGUUCCCCUCUGCCUUUGCUUUCGAGUCCGUCUUUGAAGAUUCGUCCGAGUUCAUCCACAGCCCGCAAGACACCAUUGACAGGGUCAAUAUUACGCAUAUGGCGGAGUUUUCGAAGUUGGCCAUCGGUGCCGUUGUCGAGCUCUCAGACUGGGUCGCUUAA